AUGCUCACGUGGUGGAUGGACAUGCUCUCUGCCAAAGGCAUCACGGAGCUAGUGAUGCUCGACGUGGCCGCCCCAUCAGCCAUUGCCGCUAUUGAGUUUUCGGUGAGCCGUCUGCGCAUCCCCGCCCUCGCUAAGCUCACGCUUGGCUUCAUCAACAUCACCUUUGGCUGGUGCAUGGGAUUCUCGGAGUUAGAGGCAUUCUUCUUGGUGUGUUGUAGCUGUUCGGCCAGGCACGUGUCCCUGGCCAUGGAGAAGCUGGAGAACCUGAAGACCCUCAGGAUUUUUGGCGUCGAUCUCGCGGUCGUGGGCGUGGGCACCGGCGCCGGAGACGGUGCUAUGGAGAUAGCCUCCAGCUCGUUGUCAUCGUUGGAGUUGAUGGAGUCAAAGGCGUCCACUCUGGCCAUACGCCAGGAUGGCAUCGGUGGUACAAUAGGCGGAUAG
This is a messenger RNA of Miscanthus lutarioriparius, 441 nucleotides long. The record is from the annotation of a GenBank genome assembly. NCBI's taxonomy places the organism in Eukaryota, Viridiplantae, Streptophyta, Magnoliopsida, Poales, Poaceae.